UGACUUGACACUAGCUAACCGUCCUGAGGGAGGCCGAGGAGUGUUCUGCUUUAUUUUUCUCUGCUAUAUGGACACUUUCUUUGUUGUUGUGUGUUGUUAUGUUGUAUAAGAGAGACGUUUGUAUGUCUCAUAAAAGUCAUUUUUAUAAUGGUAAUUAGUAACUAAUAACUGUCCGCGGACUUCGACGGCUGAAUCAGACUGCAAACCUCUCCGGUGUGAGCGAUGCGACUCGGAUUUUAAUUGUUUUUUAUUUUAUCGAAAGGAAAAUGAGGAAAGAACAUUAGUUUUUCUCGUCAUUUUAAACUGCUAGAGGUUGUUUACAAAAAGAGACAAGGCGGAAAUGACACUCUGCUAGCACAAGAAGACGCAUAAAGGAUUUAUUACAACCAUAAACCUCGUGACACUCCUGCUUUUACUUAUUAUUUCUGGAUUAAUUGGCCACAGAUUACGUGGCUUUGCCUGUCUGUCGUUUUGAGGAUAUCCCCGAUGCAUUCACUUGCCCCCUCUCAACAUGCUGGCUCUGAGGCUAGAGCAGGGCAGGCGAGGAGGCGGUGAAGUCGAUCGCCUGCAGAAAGGAGCCACUGUGGCUCGGCAGGGCCGGCAGUCAGGGAGGCCGUCUGCUCAGGAGCAGAGCAUUAGCAUCAGGGAGAAGAUCUCCCAGUGGGAAGGUCGCAGCCAGCAGGGCAGCAGCCAGGAUGCCGCCGGGGUGAAAGCACAUCCUUCGACCGUAUCCCGGAGUCUGUCGGGAGAUGUUCUGGGCAACGGAUGUUCCAAUCAGGGAUCGAGAGGGAGGCUUCAGGCAAAACCCAGCCUCGCCAAAGCUAAGAGCUUGGACUCAGAUUUUCGGGAAUCCCCAGCACAAGCUGGACAUGGUGUGGUUAGUAGGAAGUCAGAACCUCUUCAGAAAUGUUCCACUCAAUUUUCAACCACAACCCCAGGAAAUAAACCACUUACAGCACAAACAUUUGAAUCUCCCAAAGUGGAGGCUAACACAGUUUACUCUACAGGUAAACAAAUCUUCACUGCCAAUGGCAACCAAAAAACAAAUUGCAUCUUGGAUGUUGAAGUAGUUUCUAAACUUCUACCUCUAUCAACUGACGACCAAGAAGACAACAUGCCUGCUGGAAACUUCUACACUUCGCGGGGUUUCUGGCGCAAACUUGAGGGGGACAGGCUGCUGUGGGAGAAAGGCAGGGAGUCUUCAGGUGAAGCCCAGCCUCCUCCCAAACCUCUGCGGACAUUCCAGUAUCAGGGAGCCAACAACAACAACACAGGGAACACAGACAGCAGAGCCCCUCAUAAGAACCACUCCAACACGAGGAGUAGGAGGGUGGCCCACCCACCCAGCUUCCCACCUCCUCCGUGUCCAGUAGGAAAUACCAAUGGGCUUUCAAGGCAUAAAAAGAACAGGAAGUCCUUUGAGUAUGAGGAUGCGGCGCGUCUGACGGCGAAACAAGGCACACUGGGAGGCGAGGAUAGACACUCAGGCCUCUACCAUGCCUACUCUGACGACAAUAUUUAUGAGGACAUCGUUUGUGAAGCGACCAGAGAUAACCCCUAUGAGGAUGUCAAGCUAUCUCCCAUGUGUCUCCCUAUUGCAAGCCGCCCAAAGCUGCCUCCUAAACCCCAAACGUUGCAAGGCUACACUAGCAAAGUGCAGGGGAAGAAGUUCCAAACGCCAUCCAAAUCCACAACACUCGCUCCAAAAUCAGUUACACCCCGACGUGCAAGCACUCAGAAAAUACAGCGGCCACCUCAGUACGUCAACAAGAUUGAGACCAUCUUUGACGACAAGCGAGGGAGGAAAAGAGUAAAGAACCAAGGAGUCUCAGUUCGAGAGGACACCAGUGGGACAGAGAGUGACCCUGAGGACAACACAAAAGCAGGCUCCAGGAGAUCAGUUUACAUCCAGUCUACACUGAAACGUCGGCCAGGCUACCGCACCCUGGAGAGAGACCUGAUCCAGCUGCAGCAGCAGCAGCUUUUCCAGAUCUUUGUGGUGGUGUCGCUGAGAAAAGGCUCCCCAGGAAACACUUACUCGCCUGAAAUCACACAGCAGUUCCCCAAACUGUUUGAGAAGUCAUCCCGGCUCUCCAGAGAGGCGGAGGAUCAGCUGAAGGUCAUUCCCAAGUUCUGCUUCCCCGACUCACAGGACUGGAAACCCUCUUCACAUGGGCCAAGUGAGACCUUCUCCUUUGUCCUGACUGGAGAGGAUGGCAGCCGCUGGUUUUGUUACUGCCGUAAGAUCUUGCCCAUUGGAAAAGGGAAAAGGCUUCCUGAGGUGCACUGUAUUGUCAGCAAGCUGGGCUGUUUCAACCUCUUUGCAAAGAUUUUGGAGGAGGUUGAAAGGCGCAGGGAGAUCUCCCCAGCGCUGGUUUACCCUUUUAUGCGCAGUGUGAUGGAGGCCCCUUUUCCAGCCCCCGGACGCACAGUCACCGUCAAGAGCUUCCUCCCUGGCUCUGGGAAUGAGGUACUGACUUUGUGCCGACCAGUGGACUCCAGACUGGAGCACGUGGACUUUGACAGUCUGCUGCAGUGCCUCAGUGUCGGGAAUCUCCUGCAGGUGUUUGCUUCCCUUCUGCUUGAGAGGAGGGUCAUCUUCAUCGCCGACAAACUCAGUGUGUUGUCUCGGUGUAGCCAUGCAGUGCUGGCGCUGCUCUACCCCUUCACCUGGCAGCAUACAUUUGUGCCUGUGCUACCGGCCAGCAUGCUGGACAUCAGCUGCUCCCCCACCCCGUUCCUCAUUGGGGUCCUGGCACCCUGCCUGCCAGAGCUGCUGGAGCUGCCCAUCGAGGAGGUGCUCAUAGUGGAUCUGUGUGCAGACAAGUUUGUCAUUCAGCUGGGGGAUGAAGACUGCAUCCUGCCCAGUAAACUGCAGGCAGCUCUGCAGCAGAUCCUGGAGGAGAGGGAAGAUAUCCUGAGGCAGGAGGCUGGAGACAGUUGUGGAGGUCUGCAGGCUGAUCUGAGCUCUCUGCUGUCAGAAGGUUUCGUGCGGUUCUUCGUGGAGCUGGUAGGCCACUAUCCUCUGCACAUGGCCGAGUCCUCCAAUGGAAGCAGGGAGCUCCAGCGUGACAGCUUCCGUAAAUCUCACCCCUCACGUGGAGUUCGCCAGUUCCUGCAGCUCUUCAUGGAUACUCAGAUGUUCGCCGGCUUUAUUCAGGACAAAGAGCUGCGCAAGGGAGGAGGAAGAGGUCUCUUUGAACUCAGAGUGUCUGAGUACCUAGAGUCGUACCCUGAGCCGGAGCCAAGUGGUGUGAACAAAUUUCUCAAAGGACUGGGAAACAAGAUGAAGCUCCUACAAAUAAAAUGAGAACGGACCAACAGCCUGACUUUACAAUUAAAGACGUAUCAGAAACAGAACACUUGUUGAGGAAAAGAGUUUGGAUGUGAAUGGGAUGGUGAAGACUUUGGGUGUGAGAGGACCAGGUUGAUCUUAUAGCCAUGUAUGCAUGUCAGAGCAAUGCACUUUUUAUUGGACGAAGACUGGAAAGGCCAUUUCUUUUCUUACAUUGUUUUUAUGAAAACCUUGAGGACAAGGCACUGUGUCUUUUGCAACUGUUUUCUCCUUGACUGGAAACUUGUUUACAAUGUGACCAUUUCAAAGGAAAUGCAAAUCUGAUUUAUCAAACUUCUAAGUUCUUUACAACUGGAAAUUAUUGGUGGUUCCAAUCUGACCUGUUUAAAAUUGGCCCUGUGUAAAAUUCCAUUAACUUCAGCACAAACUCUAAAAAAAAAAAAAAAAAAAAGAGUUGUUUACUGUGUUCUAUUUGUUUACAUUUCAAAUCAAGUAGAUGUCUAUUAACUGAUGAAAAUAUCUCACGGUGUUAACUUCAUCAAUCAAUUCAAGUAUUUACAUUCUGAAAUUAAGUUUUUUUUUUUCUUCUGUCCUUGACUUUCUCCUUGUUAACUGGAAUUGUAAAUAUUUCUUUUUUACAUUUUGCACAAUGUUGAGAACCAGUGUACAGUAUUUGGAAUAUUUUUGUAUUAAAGCAUGAUCUGUCUGAUAUUAAAUAAAUGGGUUCCAGAG
This is a messenger RNA of Centropristis striata (black sea bass), 4027 nucleotides long. RefSeq names its product DENN/MADD domain containing 2C (gene dennd2c). The record is from RefSeq and is a predicted model, not a curated record. Lineage: Eukaryota; Metazoa; Chordata; Actinopteri; Perciformes; Serranidae. The transcript is spliced from 19 exons. The coding region runs from base 512 to 3310 and encodes 932 amino acids.